AUGGCGCCGGGGGACACAGCAAAAAUUACCACCCAGACGGACGGCAUCCUGCACAACACCCUGCCGCGCCUGCCUCACAUGGGCGGUAUCCGCGUGUAUCCUGGCGUGCGGCAGCAGCGGCCACAGUGCCUGGCCGUCGCAGCUAGCGCUGUGCGCCAUGCGUGCUCCCACGGCGUGGCCAGUGUGGUGAAUAGAUUCCCACAGCUCAUCGAGCAGUCCACAGCCACCUACGCCGAGGCGAUCAAGGCUGGCCUGGGCGACGAGGAUGGCUACCUGGGACCCGAGGCCUUUGACAUGUGCCAGGUGGAUGUCGUGUCUGGCUGGCACUUGGCAUACGUGCCUGGCAGCAAAGAGGCUGAGCAGCAGCUGGAGGCAGUGUUGCGCGAGAUCCUGCUGCAGCCAGGUCCGCCAGUCAGGGGCCUCGCCCUCGUGACCAGCGGCGACAACCAUUACAGGCCUGUGGUGGCAGACCAGCUGGACGAGCUGGCAGCCAGCGGCAAGGGCCGCUUUGUGUACCUGGACAGCCUGGGCCUUGGCGGCAGCGACGCGUACAGCGCCCAGCUAGGCAGCCUGGCAGAGUUGACAGAGCACAUUGCCUGCGACCUGGCGGUGCGGGCACCAGGCCUUGGCACGGUGCAGGUUUCCAUCCUGGAGCUGGCGCCUGCAGCGGAGCCUGUCCUGGACACAGAUGCUUCAGUCUUGCAUGUGCACAAGUCAAACAUUGUUGCUGAGUCAGGAGUUGAGCCAGCUCCCUGGGUGCAAGAGCUGUGGAGGACACAAUGGCAGCGGCAGCAACAGGAGCAGAUUGUGCUGCAGCAGCGGGAGGUUGAAGCGCAGAGCAGGCUGCAGGCCAUGGUUGCUGAGCAGGCGCUGGCAAAAGGCCGGUGUGUUGUGAAGCGUCCAGCAUGGAGGGCUUGGCAGGAGGCGGAGCGGGCCCGUGCGCUGCGGCGCAGGAGGCGGGCGCGGCAGCUCAAACUGGCCAAUCGUCCGGCAAACAACGGUCCAAGGGGCAGUGGACGCAACCAGUGGAGCAAGAUGAAGGGUGCCACCUGCACUGCUGGCAGAAAGGCACGAAGGUGCUCCAGGAGUAUAAACAUCACUAUGUUUGAGGUUGAAGUAAAAGAGCUGUUGAAAACGCCGGGCCGGGGAGAAUCUUGUCCCCCUUUCACAACAUUAACUAGCAAGAUGACUUGCAGUGCAACAGUGGUGGUUGGUGUCGAGAUGCACACCCCCAGCACGGACAGGAGUGGUUCUAAAAUCGACCUGCCAAUUGAACAAAUGCCAGAUGCACCCAUUCCUUGGCUGGCAACCCGCCUUGCUGGUGCCAUUCACAAUACCCUGCUCUUAAGAGCUGGGGUGGAACCCAACCCUGGGCCCACUGGCGCUGAUUCUACUAGUAUGGUGGGCACCAGCAGUGGAUUGCAAGAGCGCCAAGAUGACACGACGCCCUUCGUUGACAACGCAGAAGCUAAAUUAAACAUAAUGCAGAUCCAGCUGAGCAACUUACACAGAGCUGAGGGACACCUUGCCCAUCUUGUCAUGUGCGCACAAAAAGCAGUGGAAGGGGCAAAGAACCUUCUGCAAAUCACAAAACCGACACUGCCUGCCAACGCCUCAAUAC
This is a messenger RNA of Chlorella variabilis, 1621 nucleotides long. RefSeq lists its product as hypothetical. The annotation marks the transcript as partial. The transcript has 6 exons. NCBI's taxonomy places the organism in Eukaryota, Viridiplantae, Chlorophyta, Trebouxiophyceae, Chlorellales, Chlorellaceae. The record is from RefSeq and is a predicted model, not a curated record.